AUGAUUCGGGAUGAGAGCGAAUUAUGUGGAAUACAACCACGUAACGAUAUUCUGGAAAAAACUGCAAAAGAAAUUCGAUCAGCAACAAGUGCAGAGGUUUCGCUUCAAAAUGGUUGUGUAGUCUCGUCAAUAUCAACGCCAUAUGCACAGAAUGGAGCACCAUUCAUUUUGCCAAGUACUGUUACUAAAGGUGGUGUAGAAAAUUUCACAAAAACGCUUGUAACAGAAUGGGCAAAAUAUAGUACGCGAAUGUGA
Dracunculus medinensis (Guinea worm) is the source of this 255-nucleotide messenger RNA. The record is from the annotation of a GenBank genome assembly. NCBI's taxonomy places the organism in Eukaryota, Metazoa, Nematoda, Chromadorea, Rhabditida, Dracunculidae.